AUGGAACCACCUUUAUCCAGUAGAAUCCCUCAUGACAGCAAUGACUUCUACUACCCCCAUCACUUCUGCAAUCACUCCCGCAAAUGCAGCGACUUCUAUGACAACUAUGACCUCUCCUCCUACAACCACCAAUUCUUUUACAUCAAUGACCAGUAUGACUCUGUCUUCUACACCUGUCUCAAGCACAGAAGCAAUCACCAGUGGCACCACAGACACAAUGCCUCCAUCUACCUUGAAACAGCCAAAACUCCUACCACAAUCUUGGUAACCACCACCACCACCAAGACCACCUCACAUAGUAUCACCAGCUUCACUUCUUCGACCAUUUACUCCACAGCCAGCACAUACACAACUGCCAUCACCUCAGUUUCCACCACCUUGGGUACCAUGGUGACUUCUACAUCUAUGAUCCCAUCUAGUCUGAGUACAGAUAUCCCUACCUCACAACCAACAACCAUCACUCCCUCAUCCGUGGGCAUCACUGGUUCAUUACCUAUGAUGACAGACCUCACCUCAGUGUACACAGUCUCCAGCAUGUCUGCAAGGCCAACAACUGUCAUUCCCUCAUCUCCCACUGUCCAGAAUACAGAAACCUCAUCCUUUGUCAGCAUGACCUCUGCCACCACUCCCAGUGGGAGACCAACUUUCACAAGUACUGAGAACACUCCAACAAGGUCCCUCCUGACAAGCUUUCCAAUGACACAUUCAUUCUCUUCUAUUUCUGCCAGCAGUGCUGGGACCACUCACACAGAGAGUAUCUCCUCACCUGCAGCCACCACCAGUACACUCCACACAACAGCUGAAUCCAACCUGUCACCCACUAUCACCACCUCAUUCACCACAUCCACAACUAUGGAACCACCUUCAACAUCUGUAGCAACUAUAGGCACAGGGCAAACCACCUUCCCCAGCUCUACAGCCACAUUCCCUGAGACCACCACCCUGAUUCCUACAACUGACAUUUCUACAGAAUCUCUCACAACAGCCAUAACUUCUACUUCUGCCAUCACUUCUUCAGUCACUCCCGCCAAUACAGUGGCUUCUAUGACAACUACGACUUCCUGGCCCACAGUCGGUAAUACGUUAUCAUCACUCACCAGUAGCAUUUUAUAUUCUACACCUGUCCAGAGCACAGAAAUAAUCACCAGUCAUACCACCAACACCACCCCUGUAUCUACCUUGGUGACCACACUCCCCACUACCAUCACCAGGUCUACACCUAAAUCUGAGACCACCUACCAUACUUCUCCCACUAGCACAGUCACAGACUCCACGACCGACAUCACCUACUCCACAAGUAUGACAGGUACUUUGUUCACCGAGAUGGCUCUCCCAACCACCUCUUCCUCUCUCCUAACCAUAGAAACAGCCACAACUCCUACCACAACCUUGGUAACCACCACCCCUGAGACCACCUCCCACAGUAUUCCCAGCUUCACUUCUUCGAUCAUCACCACAGAGACCACCUCACACAGUUCUCCCAGCUUCACUUCUUCGAUCACCAACACGGAGACUACCUCACACAACACCCUCACACAGUACUUCCAGCUUCACUUCUUCGAUCACCACCACUGA
Molecule: messenger RNA, 1575 nt
Organism: Nomascus leucogenys (northern white-cheeked gibbon)
Lineage: Eukaryota; Metazoa; Chordata; Mammalia; Primates; Hylobatidae
Product: mucin-3A-like
Exons: 5
Coding region: 1-1575 (524 amino acids)
Source: RefSeq, a predicted model, not a curated record